Molecule: messenger RNA, 3960 nt
Organism: Aethalodelphis obliquidens (Pacific white-sided dolphin)
Lineage: Eukaryota; Metazoa; Chordata; Mammalia; Artiodactyla; Delphinidae
Gene: FCRLA
Product: Fc receptor like A
Exons: 6
Coding region: 43-1179 (378 amino acids)
Biological process (GO): immune response; cell surface receptor signaling pathway
Cellular component (GO): external side of plasma membrane
Molecular function (GO): transmembrane signaling receptor activity
Source: RefSeq, a predicted model, not a curated record
AUCAGUGUGUUAGAAGCUGCAGGGGACCUAAACACAGUCACCAUGAAGCUGGGCUGUGUCCUCAUGGCUGGGGUCUUCUACUUUUCUCCUGCUAUGCUCUGGGCAGCCCAGAUGCUACUGGCUGGAUGUCAUGCUGCAUCAUUUUCUGGUUCUUCUCGGACCAUGCCCUCCCCAGCUGCCGGUUUUGAGGCGCUCCAGUGCGAAGGACCUGUCAGCACCCAGGAGGGCAGCUGCCACACUGAGGAUGACUUGACGGACCCAAGGGAAGUCGACUUCCAGGUCAAGGGCUACACUUUCAGUGAACCCUUCCAUCUGAUUGUGUCCUACGACUGGCUGAUCCUCCAAAGUCCAACCUGGCCUAUAUUUGAGGGAGACCCUCUGGUUCUGCGCUGCCAGGCCUGGCAAGACUGGCCACUGACCCAGGUCACCUUUUACCAAGAUGGCUCAGCCCUGGGUCCCCCUGGACCUAACAAGGAAUUCUCCAUCGCCGUGGCGCGAAAGGCAGACAGCGGGCACUACCACUGCAGUGCUAUCUUCAGGAGCCCUGGUCCUGGGAGCCCAGAAACGGCAUCUCCCGUGGCUAUCACAGUUCAAGAACUGUUUCGAGCCCCGGUUCUCAGAGCCACACCUUCAGCUGAGCCCCAAGAGGGAAGCCCGGUAACCCUGAGCUGUCAGACAAAGCUGCCCCUGCAGAGGUCAGCUGCCCACCUCCUCUUCUCCUUCUACAAGGACAGCAGGACAGUGCGUAGCAGGGGCCCUUCCUCAGAAUUCCAGAUCCCUACUGCUUCAGAGGCACACUCUGGGUCCUACUGGUGUGAAGCAGCCACUGAGGACAACCAAGUUUGGAAACAGAGCCCCAAGCUGGAGAUCAGGGUGCAGGGUCCCUCCAGCUCUGCUGCACCCCCCACCUUGAAUCCAGCUCCUCAGAAAUCAGCUGCUCCAGAAACUACUUCUACGGAGCCCCCUGGGCCUCUGCCUCCACUGCCCACCCCUUCUUCUAAGGAUCUGGGCUCCUCUUCUCCUCUGCACUUCCCAGAUCCCCAUCUGCAUCACCAGAUGCGUGUUCUCCUCAAACAAAUACAGGAUAUGAGGGUCAUCCUUGGUCACCUGGUCAUGGAGCUGAGGGACUUGUCCAGCCACCUGAAGCUUCAGGCCACAAAGGAUCCUGCCAAAUAUUAGUAAAUAAUUCACCUGCCGUGUUGCUCAACUACCCCCAAUAAAUCCAACUCUUUCUAGUUGUCCUCUUUCUGUUCCAUACUUAAGCAUAAGUAGUUUUACAAGCUGCCCAGUGUUUCGCUAGAGUUAACAGGGAUAGGUGAGUAUAAAUAAACGUGUACAAAGUGGUAAUUAGAGUUUAGCUAUAAUUGUAUAUUCUCCCUGAACAUGACAACAUAUUCCUGCUCUAUCUAGACCAGGAGUUGCCUUCUGUUGCCCAGACCAGAAUCUGGUGAUUGAAAGAGAAGCAAUGAGAUGAUAGAUUUAAUGCAGCAAUCUCAACCAAGGGCAAUCCCUCCCCACCCUAGGGGACAUUUGGCAAUGUCUGGAGAAAUUUUUGAUUGUUACAUUGCAGGGAGCGUGUGCUCCUGGUGUCUAGUGAGUAGAAGCUGGGGAUGCUGCUAAACAUCCUAUAAUACACAGAACAGCCUUCCACAACAAAGGAUUAUCUGGUCCAAAAUGUCAAUAGUGCUGAGGUUGGGAAACCCCAGCCUAAUGGAGGUGUUGGACUCUGGGGUGGACCUUUGCUUCUUCUACUUAUUCUCUCCUCCUAGCCUUAUUCAGCAAAUAUUAAUUACGUGCUGGUAUUUUGUUGGCCUCUGCUACAUGCCCAAGUUGAUGCUAUGUUAAGUAUACCCAUAAGACAGUGUCUCUGUCUAUAGAAAGUUUACAAUUUGGGAUGGAGGGGCAGUAAUACUCCUACCCAUUAAACAAUUAAAGCAGGGUAUAGAAAAAUUUCCCAUAGGAUCCUAGUGGACUCAGAAACAUGUGAUCGAGUAGAACAAUGCCAGAGCAGCAAUUAUUUGUUUUAAUCCAUCUCUGAAAUAGUUUUCUUUAAAAAUAUACAUAAAUCUAUUUUGGUACCAUAGUAAUACUUUAUUUUCUAUGCUUGGACUGCUAUUGUAUAUUCUCAGCCAAUGAGAGCGAGCCUGCCAGAUUCUACAGGAAGUUUUGGUCAGUGAAUUAGCACACCAUUUCAUGACCUCAGCCAAAGAGCGUUCUACCACGUUUCUCCUAAAUCAUGUGGUAUGAGGUUAUCCAGUGUACUUUUUCUUUGUGCCAUUUAUUCUGUGUAUAGUUUGGACCCACAGUUAUUUACAAAAUAUGUACCUGUGAUCGGUCCAGACAUGCCACAAAGAAAUAAAGGAACAGAAUCAUGCUGGAUGUUAAAACUUGAGUUUUAUGGUGGUUCCUCUAAAUGCUCCCUCUAAAAUGCCAGUUUUAUGGUGGCUCCUAACACCUUCAAGUGGAAAGAUGAGAAAGAAACUGGAAAUUGGUAAAAGUCCACAAAUAUCACUGCAGCGUGAGAGGAUCGAUUAACAACUGUAUGAAUGGGAGUUGCAAGAAAUGAUGACCAGAGAUACGUCAUUUGGUGGGUGACCAAAGUGGAAGCUUAACUGCCAGUGGACUAUGUUGGAUCUCCAAAGAUACUAUGUUAUAACCAUUCUACAUGGAAUUGAUUUCAGCUAAUGGUACCAUGUUCAUGAAUGCAUCCUGCAAGCUCAUGCUAAAUAAGGAAGUCAUGUCCAGACAAUAAAAGCUAACCUAGAUCAAGAAAGGAAGAAGUGGGUGCAGCUGACUAAGUGUCUCACUUCUGUACUCGUCAUCCAUGUGUCUGUGUGGACCUCUAUCGUCACACUGCAUUUUAAUUUUUUACUAUCUUAUUUCUGUUCACUAGAGGGUGAACACUUUGAGAGCUCCUUGAGCUCUCUGAUCUACAUUGACUCAUUGGUGUCUAGUUUAAUGAGGCAUAUUUAAACUCUUGUAAAUUUUGUUUCAUUGAAUUGAAUUGGGUCAGCAUAAUAAGGGAAGGCAUCCUGAAGAAGAUGGGAAUUAAGCUGAACCUUAAAGGACGAGUGGUAUGUCUGGCAUCAGCAAAAUCUCCAGAUUCUCCCCAGGGGGCCCAGAUUUGGCCAGGAGCUUGGAAGCCUCAGGGAGAGAAUCUGUUAUCAUCAGGGAUGAGGAAGGCAAGAACAUAACUGAAAGAAUGAAGAGAGAGAGACAGAGAGGCAGAGAGAGAGAGCUUUUAUCUGUCUCUACCUGUCCUGGGGAAGUUGGAGAGGGGGUGGGAAAGAGGAAUUGUUAUACUAGAUUGGGUUUAUGACCUGUGCAGUUUAGGAUUCUGUAACCCACAGAGGUCCUAAUGCAGCUACACUGGAUGUUAUCUCUGAAAUAAACAUUAGAUACAAAGCACAUCUAUUAUCUUGUAAAGGCGAAUACUUGCAUACCCUAUAACCCAGAAUUCCAUGCCCGGAUAUAUAUGCCGAGUACAUGUACACCAGAAGACAAAUACAAUAAUGUUCAUAAUAGCACUAUUUGUAAAAUCAAAACUUUGGAGUCAAUUCAGUUGUCCAAUGAAAAAAUGGAUAAGUUGUGCUAGCUUCACAGAACAGAAUACUAUACCACAGUAGAAUAAAUGAACCCUAGCUACAAUGCAGCAACAUAAAAGAAUAUCAGGAAUAUUAACAUUCAGUGAAAAAAGCAAGUCCCAGAAGAUACCAUAUGGUGUGAUGCCCUUUAUACAAAGGAAUAUAUUGCUUAACCAUUCACUCAUACCUACGAUAAACCUUUUUAAAAAGGCACAAAAAUGGAAACACCAAGGUCAGGAUAGUAGUUACCUCUGAGGGGCUAAUGGGAGAAACCAUCGGGGAGGAGCACACAGGUAGAUAUAAUUAUUACUUUUUUUAAUUUUAAAAAUGUAUUUUAUUUAUUUAUUUUUGGCUGCAUUGGGUUUUCGUUGCUGCG